CAAACUUGAUAAAGUGCCCAGCCACGAACUGGAAAUAAAGGCAUCUUGCCUGCCGCAAGUGGUGUCUGUGCUGAGCCAGGCUGCGGCCAAGGGGCUGCUUCCUUCCUUCCUCAAUCCAUGCGUCAUCAUAAAUAUCCAGCACUUACUCUUUAUAAAGGAGCCCCCUGCUGGGGAGUGAAUCUGCAAGCACUGGGCUCCUUGUCUUCCUUCCCAGCAGCUGGCUAACUACGAGAGUGACGCUGGGAGCCAAGCGCUAUAAACCCAGUGGCAAAGGCUGGUGGUUCCCAGCUGCUCUGGCGAGCGUGAAGCUGAGCUCCCUGCUGAGGAGAGCAGGAAGCUUUUGACUCCAGGCCCAGGAUCAGGUUUCCUCUGGGGGGGAGCUGCCCAGUGACCUGUUCCCCGGUGGCUGACUCUCUGCCCCCGCUCCCUCAGCCCCUGACUCCACCGAGAUGUUUCUCUCCAGACAGAGGGCCACGAGCAAGAAGCCAGGUCUGCUGCCCACCUGUCCCAACGUCCUCACCCCCGACCGGAUCCCCAAGUUUUUCAUCCCCCCCAAACUCUCCACCUUGUAUGGCAGAGCCCCGGGCGGGAGCCCCGGUUCCCAGCAGAGCCCCCAAGGGCCCGGGAGCCCAGAGACACACAUCGCUCUGAUCAGAGCCGCCAAUCAGCAUGUCAUCCACACACAGGGCCGGCACCAGGACUCUGCGGCCAGGGCAGAGGGUGAGGCUGGCCAGCAGCUCCCCCCUGCCUGCUCCAUGCCCCACCUCCUCAGCCCGGGGGACUUCCCCCUCCUGCCCGAGAGCCCCCACACGCGCCGAAGGGAGUCCAUCUUUCACACCGUGUGUCCACCCCACCGCAUCUCCCUCGACCUCUCCCCAGAGCCCGACGCCAGGCUCUCGCCCCCGGAGCUGCGGCCCUGGCGGCCCGUCUCCCAGCCUGGCACCUUGGACAGUGACACGACCUCCUCUGCAGGUUCCUCGCCCUUCGGCUCCCCGGUGCUGGGGCACUCGCUCGCCUGCCAGGCCCACUGGGGCCGGCCCCUCUGCAGCCGCACCCCGGAUGCCCAGGUGAUGGGCCGGGCCAGCUCGCUGUCUGCCGAGGAAGCCAGCUCUACGGAUGACAGCCCCAGCUUCCCACGCCGACAGGCCGAGCCCAGCUGGGGGGCAGCGGCCAGGUUGGCCCCGCCACCCUUCUUCCCCUUGUACUUCAUCUGCCGCCCCACGCCAGUGGCCCAGGAGAACACGGUGGCGCUGAGCCGAGGUGGGCGCCUGCAUCUCUCCUCCGAGUACGUCCCGGCCAGCAGGCGCCUGCGCGUCCGGCUGGUCAGCGCCGAAGGCCUCUACCCGCGGCCCUGCGACCCCCGGCACGUCGGCUGCUGCGUGGCCCUGCAGCUGCGACCGGGCAAGGCGCAGAAGCAGCGCAGCGCCGUGGUCAAGAGGAGCCGGAGCCCCAUCUUCAACGAGGACUUCUUCUUCGAGGGCCUGGCGCCCCACGAGCUGCCCGGCCGCCACCUCAGGCUCAAGGCGCUCAACGCGGGCUGCGGCGUGAGGCGGGACGCCGUCCUGGGCGAGGCCGAGGUGCCGCUGCCUGCCCUGCUGCCCCCCUAGGGCCCGGCGGGGCCACACGGCCGCAGCCCAAGGCCUGGCACGCUGGCCCUGGCUCCCAGCAGGGGCCUGGGAGGAGGGAGAAUGAGAGAGCCAAGGUUUCGGGGGGCUGGAGGAGCUAUGGCUACGGCCCAGCAGCCCACCCGUCCCUCCCCUCUGCCUCUGCCCCAGCCCCAGCCCCAGCCCCAGAUGGACAAGGGCUCGGUGCCCCUGUGCCCCUGGCCCACCAGGCGUGCGGGCGCUCGGCGGGGCUGCACGCCGGACCCCAGGCUCCCUGUGCAGGGCGCACAGCGAACUGAUUGUUUAUUUUUUGAUAAUGAAAAGGAGCCUGCACUGCAUGGGAUCCCAGCCGUGCCUGCAUGUGGGGCGGGGAGGGGGGGCUGGCUGCAGCAGAGCGAGGGCCAGGGCUUCAUGGAGAGAGUGUGUUGCAAGCCACCCCUUGCCCAGCCCCCCAGCCCCUCCCCUCCCAUCCUCUCCCUUUCAAUUGCCUGCCUCCUUCCCAUUCCCCUCCCAUUGCCCACCCCCGCCCGGUCCCCUCCCCUGCUCUGACUCCAGCAGUUUCUCUCCACCUGGCAAUGCGGGGAGGUGUCUCGCUCUGCCCGCAACAUGCCCCACCUCUGGAUCCGGUUCCUGCUGCAGGGAGGGGUGGGGGGGGAUGGGGAGAAGAGACAUGACAGCCGAGUUUGCAAAUAGAAGAGAAAGCUGACAGCUGGCAGCCCCCUCCUGCCCCGGGUCUCUGAGCUGGGGGAGAGCAUAGCCCCUCCUGGCCGGGGUCUGAACCUGGAGCCUCCAGUACUACACGCAGGAGGCCCGACUGCCCGCGCUGCAGGUGAAACUCUAGCAACAGCUCCCCAUAGUAGGUUCUUACCCUCUUCUGUGGAUCGGCCACUAGAGGGCGACCUGACUCACGCUGCAGGUGCCACAAGGGUAGAAAGCAACAGCCUCCUCCCCCCCCCACCCCCCUGGGGUGGCUGAGCGGGACAAGGGAAGAAAAGGGCCCUCAGGCUGCGGGGGGAGAGGCAGGCGCAGGACGAUGUGACGUCUAUGACCCCCCCCCCAUGGGAUGUCAGUGUGCCCCACUCCUGCUCGCUGGGCCCAAAGGGAACGCUGUGCCUGGGGGGCACAUGUGCACCCCAAUGGGCCUGGCAGGCAUGAAAGGGCCAGCCCCCCUCGCCCUCCCAUGGGGCCUGAGCAAGGUAAAUGGAAGGGCUCCAGCAGGCUUUGGCUCAGGCACCAAGGGGCCUGGGGCAGGCCAGGGACGCCCCACCUCUCACUGGCUCAGGGCUCCCUAGGGAGCUGGCAUGGGCACCACGCAGCAUCAUGAGUUGCCCCGCGUCCCCUGCGCUGAGCAGCCUUUUGCCAGCCCUUGGGGGCACAGAUGGGAAACCCACGGGUGGCCAUUCUGGGGGCGCCCCACAACAGUCCCUGCCCCGUGGCCAAUUCCUCACAGGGGAGGGGGGAUGGCAGCAUGGGGUGGGCUCUGGGCCCUGAAGUCGGGGUGCAGACCCGCAGAGGGAGACAGAAGGGCUUGCAACAGGGCAGCCGUAAUGCCCCCCAGAGGCGGGGCGGACGGUAACGGGACAUUCCACGCCUCUGCCACCCCAGGGUGGGCACCGCGAGCGGCUUUGGGGUGUUGUUCUCAGGAGAGUGUGCGGCACCCGGCCCUGCAGCAACCAGAGGCCAGCCUGCGCCUCUGCUCCUCGGGACAGGGGGAAGAGCGAAAAUUUCUGGAGAAGUCUCCCCCAGUGGUCGGAACAAGACCUUGGGGGAGCUGGCACAGAGCCCCACUGCCAUUGGACCUGAGCAUCUCAUAGCACCUUGAACCUGACAGCCCCCACCCCUACCCUGCAGUGCACUGGGGUGCGGAAGGGGGAUUGGCACAGAUCUGGGGGGCUGCCGUGCCAGCAGAGAGCAGGGGCAAGCCCUGGCACAUCCAGGCUGUGGGGGGCGGGGAGGAUUUAGUUCAUGGCAGGCACUCAGGCCUCAUGGAGGGAGGGAGCCCAGCUAACAGACCCCUCCGUGUCUCACACCCACCAGUCUCGCUGCAGUGCCCCAUGGCUCUUCCCCACUCUGGCCCAGCCCCCCCGCCCCCAGUCCCUUGUGCUCCCCAGCCCCAAUGGAUUCCCCUCCCAGCCAUUCAGCUCUGUUGAUCUUUGCAGCAGGUCAGGGGAAGGUUUGUUUGCCAAGGCCCCGCUCUGCAAACAGCAGGAUGGCACCGCUGCUCUCCCCCCCCCCUCCCCAAGAGCCACCCCCUCCUUUAUUCCCAUCAGUGGGGCUGUGGGGGAGGGCGUGUGGGGCUCAGAUUGGCGCUGGGCUGGAGGGGAUCAGAACCAGGGCGUGGGGAGGCGUGGCCGGUUUUGUCCCAUCCUUUCCGGCGCGAGAUCCUUGUGCUGCCCCCAAGCACGGAGCGACUGCGACGUACGGGUGGAUCUAUAGGGGCAAGCGAGGCCCCUAAAUCCACCCCUGGAGGAGGGGCAGGGCGUUGAAUGGGCAAGAUGCCAGCUGGCUGGGAAGGAUGGAGUGGCUCAAAACCCCAGACUACAAGCAGCUGGCCCACAGGCCGGGCCUGGUCUGGCCUGGCUGCAGGAUAGCUGCUGGCCUAGGCGGGGGUCUGGUGUGCCAAGCCCCGGUGGAACAACAGCAAAAACGGCCUUCAGUGGGAUGCCCAGCAGAGGGCACUGCUGGGCAAAGGAUCGGCCUGGCUGCAGCUCCGUUCGCCACAGUCUGCCUCGGCCCAGCCAAGGGGAAUCAGGUGUGGGGGCUCUUCCUUAAUCUGCGGGGGGCAGAGUGGGGCACUGGGAGUCAGGACUCCUGGGUUCCAUUCACAGCUCUGCCACCAGUUUUCUGUGUAGUACUGGGGAGGGCGGGGGAAAGACUCUCUGUGCCUCAGUUUCCCCUCGUAGGCGUUUAGGAGCCAGGACAGGUUUCUAUUCCUUGUUCUGGGAGGGGGGAGGGGUCUAGUGGUUAGUGGAGGUGACAUGGAAUCAGGACUCCCAUUCCCACUGACUCACUGUGACCUUGGACAAAUUGCUUCCCUUCUCUGUGCCUCGGUUUCCCCAUCUGUAGAAAGGCAUCCUCGUAUUGGGGUGAUGAGGCUGAAUUAAUGAAUGAAACCCUCCAGUGGAAGAUACUAGCAAAGUCAAAGAACACUUGAUUGUUUGAUUCUCUUUUGAAACCUGUUGAACUGGAAGGAACUGGGCCCCAGGAAUUCUUGGAAUAAACACAGGUAAAGCUGGGGGAAUGUUCUUUAACAAUGGAGCUAGAUCUAUUGUGCAAUUAGAGAAGAAGAAAUCAAGGGAAAUAAUUUUUAAUACCCACUUGUUGCAUCUUGUCUUAGCUUGUCUGUGGCUUCUUUGGGGCAGGGACUCUCUCUCAGUCUGUCUGGGCAGCACCCGGCAUGACAGGGCCCCGAUCUUGGUUACUCUGCAUCUGGGCAGCGCCUGGUGCGAUGGGGUCCUGAUCUUGGUUACUCUGUGUCUGGGCAGCGCCUGGCACAAUGGGGACCCACUCUCGGUUACUCUGUGUUUGGGCAGCGCCUGACACAACGGG
Molecule: messenger RNA, 5153 nt
Organism: Chelonia mydas (Green sea turtle)
Lineage: Eukaryota; Metazoa; Chordata; Testudines; Cheloniidae
Gene: C2CD4D
Product: C2 calcium dependent domain containing 4D
Exons: 2
Coding region: 450-1607 (385 amino acids)
Source: RefSeq, a predicted model, not a curated record